AUGGGGAGAGCCGCACAUCCCGGAGGGUCUGGUCCCAAGGAGCUGCUGGGCAUCUUGGUGUGGAUCUCUCUCUGGGAGACGCUGGCACUGGCCAGUGGGCGGUGGUGCGAGAGGACAGUCCAGGUGAUGGAGGAGGAAGUGGUCAGCCCCCGGCGUGAGGAGGUGGUGCCCUGCUCCGAUGUCUACCAGUACAACAUGGCGGGCUGGCAGCUGGACCGAGGCAGGAUGCACCAAGCCUAUGGGAGGGAGGAGGGUCUAGCCCACGACCAUCCGCAGGUGGGAUCCAGCAGCACCGCCCUGUGCUACAUCUACAAGCCCGAGGACACAAGACCCCUGGUGUGGAACCGCACCGUGCGUGCUUGCUGCGAGGGAUGGAGCGGACCCCACUGCUCAGAGGGAAUGGGGCUGAUGGGUCGUUGCUUUUCCACCUGGCAGUGCCAGGACGUGCCAGGGAUGCAGAACUUCUCACUGACCAGCAUAGAUGAGUGCUGCAGCCGCCCAGGGGGGCACAGCUGGAAGAACUCCUCCUCCUCCGGUCUCUGCUUCAGCUGCUCCUUUGUGCCCAAGAAAGGUGACCUGCCUUCGCCCUUCCUUCUCAGGCCCUCAGCCCCCUCGGUGCGGCUGGUCCAUUUGGGGCAUGUCCGGCGCCCCUUCGCCACCUGCCUGACCUGGGCUGGGGUCCACUAUCGGAGCUUUGACGGCAAACACUUCCGCUUCCACGGGAACUGCACGUACACCUUUGCUGCCGCAUCCGACGGCACCUGGGCCAUCCAAAUCUCCUCCGGCAGGGGGGGCUGCUUGCCCGGCCUCUGCCACAAGUCCCUCCACAUGCUGUUUGGACUCGAUUCAGUAGAGGUGCAAGGCAGGAAUGUCUCUGUGAAUGGUGCUCCGGUGCCAGAAGGGGAGCCACGGAUGCAAAAAGGGGUCAGCAUCUGGUGGCUGGGAGACUUCCUCUUUGUGGAGAGCGGCCUGGGAGUUCGGGUCAAGUUUGACGGGCGCGACACAGCCUACGUUACCGUAGGGGCAGAGCUGAGAGGCGCCACACGAGGGCUGUGCGGGCUCUACAACGACGACCCUGCAGAUGACUUCCUACGCGUGGGAGGGGACACGGCUACAUUGACAGCUAGUUUUGGCAAUUCGUGGCGCGUCUCGGAUGCUGCAUCGAGUUCCUGCAUGGAUGCUGCAGAGGAAACCCACCACUGUGAUCUGGGGGGAGGCCGUGCUGCUCAGCAGGAGGCGGCGUCUGUGUGCCAGAAACUGAUGUCCCACCCUUUCAGCCAAUGCCACUCAGAGGUGGACCCCAGUGGAUUCCAUGACACCUGCACGUACUUGCAGUGCAGUGGAGCCGGGACGGAUGCCCUCUGUGAGACCUUUGCCAGCUAUGCCCGCGAGUGUGCCCAGCAGCGCAUUUUUCUCAACUGGAGGCAGCCUGGAUUCUGCGAGAAGUCCUGCGGCCAAGGGAAAGUCUACUCGGACUGUGUCUCCUCGUGCCCCGCCAGCUGUGCAGCCGUGGGCCCUGCCGAGGAAGGGGGCUGCCGGGACGAGUGCGUGAGCGGCUGCGAAUGCCCACCGGGCCUCUACCUGGAGGAGGGGGCCUGUGUCCCGGAGAGCCGGUGCCCCUGCUUCCACUGGCGUCAGAAGUAUGCCCCAGGGGAGGCUCUGCGGCAGCGCUGCAAUGAGUGCACAUGCCAAGGGGGCCACUGGAUUUGCUCCCAAGACCAGUGUGCCAGGGAAUGCGCCAUACUUGGUGAUGCUCACUACCUGACCUUCGAUCGCAAGCGCUACUCCUUUCAUGGCACCUGCCACUACUUCCUGGUGCAGGAUUUUGUGGAUGGGAAACUUCAGGUUUCAGCAGAGAGUGAAGCAUGUGGGAGCCAAGGAGCUGUGAGCUGCCUCCAAGCCGCGACCGUCACUGUCCACAAGGUGUCUGUUCGGCUGUCCCUCACAGGGGAGGUGUUGGUGAACGGCGAGGAAGUCGCCCUCCCUUAUGCCAGCGCUGAUCUGACUGUGCAUCGUGCCUCCUCGUCCUUCCUGCUUCUCCAGACCUUUGGUGCCCACCUGCUGUGGGGCACAGACUUCCCUGCGGUUUACAUUACCCUCCAGCCCCAGUUUGCCAACAAGGUCCGAGGGCUUUGUGGCACCUUCAACUGGAACCAGCAAGACGAGUUCACCACGCCCGAGGGGGACGUGGAGUCCAGCGUGGCCGCCUUUGCCAACAAGUUCCGCGUCUCCCACGACUGCCCCUCCCUGCAGGCUUUCACCUUUGACCCCUGCAGUACUUACGCUCAACGCAGGCAGUUCGCAGAGGCUGCCUGCGAAAUCCUCCACAGCCCCUCCUUCCAGCCCUGCCAUGACCUGGUGGAGAGAGCGCCCUUCUUCCAGCUCUGCCUCUAUGAUGUGUGUGGCUGCUCAGCUGAUAAGGAUUGCCUCUGCCACGCCGUGGCUGCCUACGCCAGAGAGUGUGCCCAAGAGGGAGCCCCCAUCUCCUGGAGGAAUCAGAGCUUCUGCUCGGUGCAGUGCUCAGGGGGCCAGGUCUACCAAGAAUGUGCUACCCCUUGCAGACUGACGUGUGCUGAUCUGCGCAUGGAAGCACUUGGUGCUUGCCAAGAUCUUGGUGGGGUCUGUGUGUCUGGAUGCAACUGCCCAGCAGGUCUGGUACUGGAUGACGAUGGUCAGUGCGUCCAGCCAGAGAUGUGUGCCUGCAUGGAUGGGGAAGAGGCGCUUCCAGCUGGCAGCAAGAUCUGGAAAAGCUGCAACACCUGCACUUGUGUGAACGGGGCCUGGAACUGCACUGGCGACAGCUGCCCUCAAGCCGUGGUCUGCCCUGGGGAGCUGGUCUAUGCCUUUGGCUCCUGCCUGCACACCUGCGAGACCCCCGAGGGGGACCUUAGCUGCACCGGUCUCUCAGAUGGCUGCGUCUGCCCCCCUGGCACCGUCUUCUUGAAUGAGCGCUGCGUCUCCCCAGAGGAGUGCCCUUGCCACCACAAUGGGCGGCUCUACCAGCCCAAUGACAACAUCACCAAGGACUGCAACACCUGCACUUGCCGCAAUCGGCGCUGGGAGUGCAGCCGCCACCACUGCGCCGGGGUGUGCAUUGCCACGGGGGAUCCCCACUAUGUCACCUUUGAUGGACGGGCCUACAGCUUCCUGGGGGACUGUGAGUACAUCCUGGUGCGCGAGAGCAGCGGGGCCUUCAGCAUCACUGCCGAGAAUGUGCCGUGCGGGACCAGCGGGACCACCUGCACCAAAUCCGUCAUGGUGCUCAUCGGCGACAUCGUGAUCCACCUGCUCCGAGGAAAAGAUGUGACCGUGAACGGGGUCUCGGUGCGGCCCCCCAAGACGUACACUGGGAAUGGCCUGACCUUUGAGAGAGCCGGGCUCUUCCUUGCCCUCAUCUCCCAUGUGGGGCUCACGGUGCUGUGGGAUGGAGGCACACGGGUGUACGUGAAGCUGGACCCAAAGUACCAGGGCCGCGUGGCAGGCCUGUGCGGGAACUUUGACAGGGACACAGAGAAUGACUUCACCAGCAGGCAGGGCAUCGUUGAGCCCACUGCCGAUCUCUUUGGCAACUCCUGGCGGGUCAGCCUGCUGUGCCCGGAAGUCAACAGCGAGGACUUUGAGCACCCGUGCACGGUAAACUCGUAUCGUGUGACGUGGGCGCGGAAGCGUUGCGGGAUUCUGCUGCAAGAUCUCUUUGCCCCCUGCCGGGAGGAACUCCCCUGCCAGCAGUUCUAUGAGUGGUGUGUUUUCGAUGCCUGCGGGUGUGAUUCUGGGGGGGACUGUGAGUGUCUUUGCACAGCCAUCGCCACCUACGCUGAGGAGUGCAGCAAGCGCGGAGUGUCUGUGCGCUGGAGGAGCCAGGAGCUGUGCCCCAUGCAGUGUGACCACGGGCUGGAGUAUGGCUCUUGUGGCCCUGCCUGCCCCCAGACCUGCAAGAACUUUGGCCUGGAGCCCCCGGAACACUGCCAGACCCUCUCCUGCGUGGAGGGAUGCUUCUGCCCAGAGGCGAAGGUGCUGCAUGAUGGCAGCUGCAUCGACCCCUCCGAGUGCCCCUGCCACUGGGAGGGCACCUUGUUCCCGCUGGGCGCUCUAGUGAUGCAGGAGUGUAGGAACUGCUCAUGUGAGGCAGGCCUGUGGCAAUGCACCGCACCACUGGAGCAUUGCGUCACCCCACCCCGCUGUGCCGAGACAGAGUUUGCCUGCCGCACGGGGGAGCGCUGCGUGCCCAGCGCAUGGGUCUGCGAUAAUGAGGAUGACUGCAGGGAUGGCUCAGACGAGUUCUGUGCCUUGAGCUGCGCCCCACAUCAGUACCAGUGUGCCAGCGGGCAGUGCGUGCCGUGGGGCUACCGAUGCGAUGGCACUGCAGACUGCGUGGACCACUCUGACGAGAGGGACUGCCCCCUGCCCACCUGCGCCCUGCAUGAGUUCCACUGCUCCAACGGCCGCUGCAUCCCCCAGGAGCACGUCUGCGACGGAGAGCUGGACUGCGGCUUUGCGGAUCACUCGGAUGAGGCAGGCUGCGGGCCGCCCUGUCAGGCUGGAGAGUUCCGGUGCGCAGCCGGGCGCUGUCUGCCGUACCUGCACCGCUGUGAUGGGCACGAUGACUGCGGAGACUUCAGUGACGAGCGGGACUGCGUGUGCCCCGCUGGGGACUUCCAGUGCCCGGACAGCCGGUGUCUGGCCCAGGCUCUGGUCUGUGAUGGCAAACGGGACUGUCCCACCGGUGCGGAUGAGGCCUUCUGCCCAGGCCACGUGACCUGUGCCCCCGGGCAGCUGCCUUGUCCAGAUGGCAUCUGUGUGAGCCACCUACAGGUGUGUGAUGGCGUGGUGGACUGCUCUGACGGCACCGACGAGAACCCGGCUCAGUGUCUGCUGGCCCAGACCACACCCCUGGUUGUCACUGUUCCCUCAAGUCUCCCUGUGACUCCCCAACCACCUGUUGACAGAACCCUGGCAAUGCCACCCUGUGGUCGGUAUGAAUUCCACUGCCUCAGUGGGGAGUGCCAGCCGCGGGGCUGGGUGUGCGACGAAGAAGCCGACUGCCUGGACGGCAGCGAUGAGCUGGAUUGCAGCCGCCCGUGUGGUCUGGACCAGUUCCCCUGCCAGCUUGGCAAUGAAUGCAUCCACUACAGCCGCCUGUGUGACGGGGUGCCCCACUGCCAGGACCAGUCGGACGAAAGUGUCGACACCUGCGGCUCCACCCAGAUCCCCCCCUGCCCGGGGUUCUUCAUCUGCAACAACCGCAUGUGCAUCAAUGUCUCACGGGUGUGUGACGGCUCCCCCGACUGCCCCCAGGGAGACGACGAGCAGGCCUGUGAAAGCCACGUGGCUCCACCAGGGGAGAGGAACCGGACAGAGGGGCUCUGCACCGAGUACUCCUGUGGGGACAGCAGCUGCAUUGCCUUUAAACAGGUGUGCAAUGGGCUGGCCGACUGCGCGGACGGCAGCGAGGUCUCCGGCUGGCUCCCCUCAGACGAACGGGACUGUGGUCUCUGGAGCCCCUGGGCCCCCUGGAGCUCUUGCAGCCGCUCCUGCGGCACCGGCCUCCAGGUCCGUCGGAGGACCUGCACCCGGCGGGCAGAUGAUGUGCUGCGGCACUGCCUGGGCGAGGAGACCCAGGCGCAGCAGUGCUUCGCGGUGGCCUGCCCGGUGGACGGCAUGUGGAGUGAGUGGACGGCGUGGUCAAACUGCACCCGGGACUGCCGUGGGGUGGUGGUGCGACGCCGGGAAUGCCUGCCCCCCCAGAAUGGCGGCCGCCACUGCACAGAGACGCCUGAGGCUUCGUCCAGCGCCAUCGAGAUCAAGCCGUGCCAACUGGAAGGAUGCCGCAAUGCUUCCACCUGCCCUGGGGACCUGGUGAGCCGGAAGUGCGUGCCCUGCCCCACUUCCUGUGCUGAGCUCUCCAGCCGAACCAGGUGCAAGAAGGACAAGCCUUGCAACCCAGGGUGUUGGUGCCCCGAAGGGCUGCUUUUGGAUAGUGAGCAGCGUUGUGUGCGCCCACGGGAAUGUCCUUGCCAGGUGGAGGGCACCCGCUACUGGCCUGGCCAGCUUGUGAAGGUCAACUGCCGGAUCUGUACCUGCCAGGAUGGGCAGAUGAAGCGCUGCCGACAAAACCCGGAGUGCACAGUGAAUUGCGGCUGGUCAUCCUGGUCCCCCUGGGGCGAGUGUCUGGGUCCCUGCGGGGUGCAGAGCAUCCAGUGGUCCUUCCGCAGCCCCAACAACCCCAGCAAGCACGGGAACGGGCGCCAGUGCCGUGGCAUCUACCGCAAGGCCCGCAGGUGUGAGACGGAGCCAUGCGAGGAGUGUGAGCACCAUGGCCGGACCCAUGCCAUCAGCGACCGCUGGCGCUCAGGGCAGUGCCAAGUGUGUCAGUGUUUGCCCAACCUGACGGUGCAGUGCUCCCUGUAUUGCCCCUACAGCACCGUGGCCUGCCCGGAGGGCCGAGUUCUAGUGGAGGGCCGAGGAGAUGCUUGUUGCUACUGCAUGGAGGCUGGUGAGAACCGAACAGCGACCCCCACAGAGCCAGCAGUCGCACCCCUGGGGCCCAGUGGGGCCAGCCCACGUUCCGUCACCACCCCUUUGCCGCUCAGCACCUUCCCUCUGCCCCCACUUGGCGAUCUCUGCUACAGCCCCCUGGGCAUCACCUCCUUGCCAGACGCCAGCUUCAACGCUUCCUCCCAGCAGCCGGAGAACCCGGCGCAUGCUGCUCGCCUCAACCAUGUGCUGCCCAAUUCAGACUUACAGGGGUGGGGCCCCCAAGCAGACGUGUAUCCUGAGCUGCUCUCCCGGCCCCCCUUCUUGCAUGUGGAUCUGGGGGAGCCCAGAAACCUUACAGGGAUCGUGGUGCAAGGAGCUGGAUCCUCUGAUGCCUACGUGACCAGUUUCUUCCUGCAGUUCAGUCCAGAUGGUGUGAGAUGGCACGACUACUCUGAGAUACCCCCCAUGCAUGGCAGGCCUGAGCCAAAGCUAUUCCAGGGAAACUCAGAUGACUCGACCCCUGUGGUGCGGACCUUCCAGCACAUGAUGCUUGCCCAGCAUAUCCGCAUCCUGCCUCAUGACUUCCACAACGGGAUCUUCUUGCGCACAGAGUUGUUGGGCUGUGGAAAAGUGUCUCCAGAACUCCCUGGAGCCCCAACUCGAGUGCCAGGCGGGAGGCCUUGCCGCCGGGGGGAGUUCCAGUGCCUGAAUGGACGCUGCGUCCCUGCAGGGCCGGACGGCACCAUCUGCAACGGAGUCGACGACUGCGGGGACUUCUCAGAUGAACUGCGCUGCGGAGCUGCCCCAUCGCUGGAGCCUGGGGGCUGCCUUCCCUCCCAGUUCCACUGUGCCUUCUCCAAUAUCUGCAUUGAAGCGACCCAGAGGUGCGAUGGGGCCCCCCACUGUCCAGAUGCCGAGGAUGAGAUCGGCUGUGUCCCUGCAAGCACAGUUCCCCCCGUGAGCACCGCCAGCCCCUGGAUCCUCGAGAGGCAGCCAUGGGAGCCCUCUGUGCCCCACCCAACUCAGGUAUCUCCAGGAGGAUGGCCAUUUCCUGAGGGCUUCAGCCCCACCCCACCAGAUCUCUGCAGCGCACCCCUUGGCUUGGAAGACGGGAGCAUUCUCGGCCAGCAACUGAGCUCCUCCUCCUAUCAGGAUGGACACCCUGCAGACGUCGGUCGCCUCAACACCCUGCCCAAUGUGCAGAACUCAAAUGCCGGCUGGAGCCCACGCCAGGCUGACCCCAGCCCCUACUUCCAGGUGGAUUUCCAGCGGCCCACCUUCAUCACGGCGGUGGUCACACAGGGCGGGGGCAAGACCGGGGGCUUCAUCACCCACUACCGGCUGGCCUACAGCACAGAUGGUGUCCACUUCCAGAAUUACACUGGGGUAAGACCCCAGGCUGCGGCCUCCCUGCAAGCCCAGGUUCUGGAGGGCAACUCCGACGGGUCCACUCCAGUGCGCCAGGAGCUGAGCCCGCCCAUCAUGGCCCGCCUCCUGCGUCUGGUGCCCACCGCCUCCCACGGCGGCAGCAUCUCCCUGCGAAUGGAGGCGCUUGGCUGCCCCUGGAAAACAGAGCCUGUGGAGGAUGUGACGACCCCCCACGGCAGGGUCCGAGUCCCCGGAACCGCCGGCACGGAGCUCCCCCACUGGGGGCCAGUCUCCUUCCCCUGGAAGCUCACAGGGACACCGGGCCUGACUCAAGAGUUCCAGCACUUUGGAAUAGCAACCAUGAAGCCCGGAGAGACAUCUGUCCCUGGGACAGGCAGACCGGGCCCCGAGGGUUCCAAGGAGACCCAAGAACCUACCGUGCCUGCGGCCUUCUCCACGGGGACUUCGAGCCUCUUGUGGCCCACCUCUCAAGGACUUGAGCAGCGGUUGGCACCCACUGUGCCAACCAUUAUGCCCAGAAGCCCUGGUGUCACGGGGCUGCCUGGAUUCCGCACCCUCCCAUACCAGCCCAGUCAACCAGGGUUGGGUCCCACAUUCUCAGCAGGGCCCACUCGCACUCGGAGCCCCGACAUGCCCAGGAUCCUCUGUACUCAGGGGCAGUUUGCCUGCGAGGCCUUUGGCUGCAUUGAGGCUGCCUAUGUAUGUGACAGCCAAGAGGACUGUCUGGAUGGGUCUGACGAGAUGCACUGUGGCGGCCCAACAGCUGCACCCAUCCCUACACCGGCCCCCCUGUUUCCACUGGUCCCUCCCAGCACCUGUUCCAUCAAGCAAUUCUCCUGCGGCAGCGGGGAAUGUCUGUCUCUUGAGAGGCGUUGCGACCUUCACCACGAUUGCCAGGAUGGAUCCGACGAGGCGAACUGUGUGGACUGUAUCUUGUCUGCCUGGACCACUUGGAGCGAGUGCAGCCGAUCCUGUGGACUGGGAGUGAUCUUCCGCCGCCGGGACUUGCUCCGCCACGCCCUCCCUGGCGGGCAGUGCGAUCGCAACGAGUUUGACAGCCGCUCCUGCUUCCACCGGGCCUGCCCAGUGAACGGUGCCUGGUCCUCCUGGGGUGAGUGGUCAGACUGUGAUGCGGAAUGUCGAGGGGGCGUUCGAAGCCGCACCAGGACUUGUGCGGACCCCCCACCCAAGAAUGGGGGGCAGCCGUGUCCCGGCGAUGCCGUGCAGACAGAAACCUGCAACUUGCAGCCCUGUGGAGAUGCUCGGGACUGUGGCCGGGACAUGGUCUAUGUGCAAGCUGGGCACUGCCAGCGAGGCCUGGUGGCUCCGUGCCCCCAGACGUGCCGGCAGCUGAGUGCCGAGUCGAACUGUCACAGCAGCUGCAUUGAGGGCUGCCGUUGCCCCCCGGGGCUCUUCUUGCAAGAUGGAGGCUGCGUGAACAUCAGCCAGUGCCACUGCUUCUUUGACCAUGAGCGCCGCCUCCCGGGGGAGAUGUUCCUGAGGCACAACUGCAGCCAGUGUGUCUGUUUGGACGGCACAGUGACCUGUGACUCAGUGGCCUGCCCUGUGAACUGUGGCUGGUCAGCGUGGUCCCCGUGGGCACAAUGCAGCCGGAGCUGUGGGGUCGGGAUGCAGCAGAGAUUCAGAUCUCCCUCCAACCCAACAGCUGCCAACGGUGGUGCCCUGUGCCAAGGAGAUGGCCAGGAGGUGCGAGAAUGCCACACAGCCUGCGUAUCAGAAAUCCCUAGUGCCUGGAGUGACUGGACCCCCUGGUCCCCCUGCUCCAAGACCUGCUUCUAUGCCAUGGAUGGCGUGGGAGUGAGAAAGCGAUUCCGGCACUGCAACGGCACCGCAGAGGCUGGGGGCUGCGACGGAGAUCCAGCCCAGGAGGAGCCCUGCGACACGCCCCCCUGCCCAGUGGAAGGCAUCUGGACCCCCUGGACAGCCUGGUCCGAAUGCUCUGCUCGUUGUGACUCGGGCAUCCAGAAGCGCAACCGCACCUGCUCCAACCCGGCCUACGGGGGCCCUGAUUGCUCCGGGCCCCUCAUCCAGACUCGCGACUGCAACACGCAGCCCUGCAAAGAGCUGUGCCCAGGGAACAUGGUCUUUCAGACGGCCGAGGAGUGCCAGCGGAAGGGAGGGGCCUGCCCGCGCCUCUGCCUGGACCAGGGCACUGGGGUGGAGUGCGCCUCCCAGUGCACCGAGGGCUGCUCCUGCCCCGACCGGCUCUUCCUUCAGGACGACUCCUGUGUGCCCCUCAGUGAGUGCCCGUGCUAUCAUCAGGGGGAGCUCCACCAACCGGGGGGCACCGUCUCACUCGACUCCUGCAACAACUGCACCUGUCUAGAUGGGGAGAUGGUGUGUGGCACGACCCCCUGCCCAGUGGACUGCGGCUGGAGCGGCUGGACUGCCUGGAGCACCUGUAGCCGUACCUGCAACGUGGGCACCCGCCGCCGCUUCCGCUCUGGCUCCCAGCCACCAUCCUCCGCCGGAAGACACCUCUGCCGGGGCUCCGACAUGGAGAUCGAAUUCUGCAGCUUGCAAGCCUGUCCUGGCUCUGGCGCGGAAUGGGGUCCCUGGUCACGGUGCUCAGUGCCAUGCGGAGGUGGCUACUGGAACCGCACGCGGGCCAGCACUGUCCUGCGCAGGAUCGACUUUGCCACCUGCAACCUUCAUCCCUGCACAGGCGAUGUCCCAGGCCAGUGCCCAGCUGGCAAGGUGUGGCGGGAGUGCGCUGACGGUCCAGCCUCUUGCGCAGAGCUCAGCACUGACCCCGCUGCCAAUGGGACCUGCCAGGCUGGCUGCUUCUGCCCCCACGGGACUGUCUUGCUGAACAAUCUCUGCGUGCCAGAGGAGGAGUGCCCGUGUGCCCAGGAUGGGGUUCUGUAUGCCCCGGGAGAGCAGGUCCCCAAGGGCUGCGAGAACUGCUCCUGCAUUGCCGGCCAGGUGGGCAACUGCUCCCGAGCGGCCUGCACGGACGUGAACGGCCAGUGGUCCGAAUGGACCCCCUGGAGCGAGUGUUCGGCUGCCUGUGGGCUGGGGCUCCAGAACCGCUACCGCUUCUGCACGAACCCCCCUCUGUCCGGGAUGGGCGUGCCCUGCCUGGGGCCGGAGCGCGAAGACAAACCUUGCCACAUCCAGCCGUGUGCCAGGAGCGGCGCCUGGGGGUGGUGGAGCCCCUGGACCGGCUGCACCGUCAGCUGCGGGGGAGGCAUGCGGAGCCGGAGGAGAGCCUGCGAUAGCCCUGCCCCACUGAGUGGCGGGGACUACUGCGAGGGGCCUCCCACCCAGGUGGAGGCCUGCCACUUGGACCCCUGCCCAGCCCUGGACUGCUCCUCUGUGGAGGGCUCCAUGUACAGCAGCUGUGGUCCCGCCUGCCCCCGCACAUGUGACGACAUCCCGCACUGCCUGUGGACCUGUCAACCUGGCUGCUAUUGCACCAGAGGGAAAGUUCUGGAUAGAAACGGCACCGCCUGCAUGGAGAAGCACAGCUGCCCCUGCCUGGACUUACUCUCCGGCGACCGGUACCUGCCAGGGCAGACCAUCCCUCGUGCUGACGGCUGUAACACCUGCACCUGCUCCCAAGGGAAGCUGACUUGCACUAACCUGGCCUGUGCUGCCCCCGGCAGCUGGUGCGACUGGUCCCCCUGGAGCCCCUGCUCCAGGACAUGCGGCAGUGAGACAGUGACCCGCUACCGUGCCUGCGGUUGCCCCAAGCCCCACCACGGGGGCCCCGAGUGCGAGGGGACUCAAGAGUAUCACGGCGACAGCGGACUGCAGCUCGAGAGGAAAAAGUGUCCCACUGCCACCUUCUGUCCAGUGGACGGGGCCUGGAGUUCGUGGAGCCCCUGGUCGCCCUGUGACACCUGCCUUGGGGAGUCUGUGAGGAGCAGGGAAUGCAUCAACCCUCCUGCUCGCUUUGGGGGCCUGCCUUGCCCUGAGGAAGCCCGGCAGAGCCGCCCGUGCCAUGACGCUACCACCGUGUGUGAAGACUGCAGCGGAGGCCAGGUGUCUUUCCCGUGCGGCAAGCCCUGCCCACGCACCUGCGAGGACCUACACCCAGACACCACCUGCCUGGAAAGCCAGCAGUGCCAGCCAGCGUGUGCCUGCCCAGAGGGGCAGCUGCUCCAGGGCGGCGUGUGCAUUAGGCCCGCCCAGUGCCGCUGCAAAUACCACGCCAGCUGGUUGGGUGCUCCCGAGAUAAGCAAUCUCUCUCUCUGGUCGGGCCUGUCUCCCUGGGAGUAUGCUGAGCCUGGGGAGGACAUUUAUGGGCCUUGCAAGAACUGCACCUGCGUAGCCGGACACCUGCAGUGCCGUGUGGACCCCUUGUGCCACCUGCACGGGGGCUGGGCCACCUGGGGGCCGUGGUCGCCCUGCACCCAGAGCUGUGGGGAGGGAGUCCAGUUCUGCUUCCGCCAGUGCAACAACCCAGCCCCACAAAACAGAGGCCGGGGGUGUGUGGGCAGCAGUGAACAGCGAAGGCCAUGCCGAAACCAGCAGGAUUGCCCAGAGGAGGAGGAGGCCUGGGGCGAGUGGGCCCUGUGGGCCCCCUGCACCGUGUCCUGCGGUGGGGGAGAGCAGGUGCGCAGCCGCCAGUGUCGCCGGCUGGAGUGCCUCGGCUUGGCCACGCAGAGCAAGACGUGCAACACGCAGGUGUGCCUGGAGGUGGGCUGCCCGGUGGGACGCCUGUACCGGGAGUGCCUGAAGGAGGAGGGGUGUCCCUACAGCUGCGCCCACCUCACCCACCAGAUGGACUGCUUCUCGGAUGGCUGCGAGGAGGGGUGCCACUGCCCCGUGGGCACGUACCAGCACAAUGGGGCCUGUGUCCAGGAGUGUCCCUGCGUCGUGACUGAGGAAGCCCUGAAGAUGUUCCGGAACCACUCCUCAGAUCCCAGCAGAACUCCCUCUGCCUUGCUGAUUUCACUCGGGGAGGAGGUGCCGCCAAACACCACCAUCCAUUCUGCCUGCAGCAAUUGCUCCUGCCAUAAUGGACAGCUGACCUGCAUCUUCUCCCUCUGCCCCGUGGAUGGGGGCUUCACACACUGGAGCCUGUGGUCACCCUGCUCUUUGACCUGUGGGGGGCUGGGGAACAUGACCAGGUCGCGAGAAUGCACCGAUCCCUUGCCUUCCAAUGGGGGGAAGGAGUGCAUCGGCCCCCGAAUCGACACCAGGUACUGCCAGACACCAGAUUGCCAAGCACUUGCCGGCCCCACGAAAGAGCCUGUCUCUGGCAUCCCAGGCUCUGAGGAGGACAGCUUCACCCCCUGGUCCCCAUGGACUCCCUGCUCAAAGACCUGCAGCGAUCCAGACCUCCCGGCCCUCAAGACCCGCAUGCGCUUUUGCCAAGGAGGGGCCAACUGUACAGGAGACACAUUCCAGGAACGAGAAUGCAAUUUGCCCCAGUGCACAGAGACCCCACUGUGUCAGGGCGAGGAAUGUGUGGCUAUGAACUGCACCUGGAACCCCUGGUCCUCGUGGAGUGAGUGCUCCCGCACCUGUGGAGCUGGGCAACAGAGGCGCCUGCGGACCUACAACCCUCCCGGGGAAGGUGGGCAUUGGUGCCAGGACAUCCUCAUGGCCAAUGCUGAGAGACGUUUCUGCAACUUGCAAGCCUGUAAAGGGGAUGGGGCCUGGUCCAAGUGGAGCCCCUGGUCGUGGUGCGACCGCAGCUGCGGCGGGGGGCGCUCGGUGCGCACACGGAUGUGCACCAGCCCCCCACCCAAGAACGGAGGGCACCCCUGCCCCGGCGAGAAGUACCACGUGCGGGUCUGCAAUCCUCAGCCCUGUGAAGAGAGCUGCCCUCCGGGGAUGCACCUGGUGGACUGCGCCAAUAAAUGCCCACGCCACUGCUGGGACCUCCAGGAAGGCAUUGUGUGCCAGGAUGGGGAGGACUGUGAGCCUGGCUGCCGAUGCCCAGCUGGGACCCUGGAGCAGGACAGCGCCUGUGUUUCUCCCGACCACUGCGAGUGCACAGAUGCCCAGGGUCACAGCUGGGCGCCAGGCAGUAUCCACGACGACGGCUGCACCAACUGCUCCUGCGCUGAGGGGCGGCUCCUCUGCACCAACGACACCUGCCUGCCCGGGGGCUGCGCCUGGAGCCUCUGGUCCAGCUGGUCCCCGUGCAGCACCACCUGCAGGAGCGGCUGGCACACCCGCUUCAGGACUGCCACGUCUGGCUCGUGGGACUCGGAGUGCCUGAAGGAGCAGCUGCAGACGCGCCCCUGCAUCCCGGGCCCCUGCCCUCCACUGUGUUUGCGCCAGGGCGAAGAGAUGCAGCUGGGCAGUACCUGGCUUCUUGGAGAGUGCCAGCAAUGCAUCUGCACCCCGGAGGGCGUCUACUGCAUGGACAUUGAGUGUGCAGUUCACGGAGCCUGGACCCCCUGGUCACCCUGGUCUGACUGCCCCAUCACCUGCGGCCGCAGCACCCAGAUCCGUACCCGGGCGUGCAUCGACCCCCCACCACGCAACAAUGGCUCACCCUGCCCCGGCCCUGAGAGGGAGGCCCAGAACUGCACUGCCCAGCCUUGCCCAGGGGAUGAGCUCUGCCAGUGGUCCCCCUGGAGUCCAUGUUCAAGAUCCUGUGGCACAGGCUUGGCCACCCGUGCAGGGGUGUGUGCUUGCCUGCCCUCCGAGGCUGCUGGGGCCCCUUGCAACGAGAGCCACCAGGGCGUGCAGCCCUGCUAUCUCCAGGCGUGCGAAGAUUGUCCCUGGAGCUCCUGGACCCGCUGGACGGAGUGUUCCUGCAGCUUCCUGGUGCAGCAGCGGUACCGGAACCAGCAGGGCUUGGGGGCUGACGGGGAGCCCUGCGUGGGCCUGGAUGGGCAGUUCCGCAUGUGUGAUUAUUCCCAGUGCUCAGAGUCCAGCUGUGAGCCCCCCUUUGAGUUCCAGGAGUGCGGCUCCCCCUGCGACAGCCUCUGCUCCACCCUCCGGCACCCGGAGCUGUGCCAGGACAUCCCCCGGUGCCUGCCCGGCUGCUACUGCCCACAGGACCUGGUGGAACAGAACGGAGGCUGUGUUCCGCCCACACAGUGUGGCUGCCUUCACUUCAACCGGUCAGAAGGCCCCCUGUACCUGGCAGCAGGAGACACCGUUUUCAUUGGAUGCAAGGAAUGCCUGUGCCACCAAGGGGCACUCCAGUGCAGCAGUGAAGGUUGCCAAGGCCUUCUUCCGCUCAGCGCCUGGUCCGAGUGGACACCCUGCUCCGCCUGCCUGCCCUGGAUGGCCCUCAGCCCCAGUGCCGUCUCUACCCUCCUGGCUCAGCACCCCAGUGGGCCUGGGGAGGGCACUCCCCCCUCAGCCCUGGUGUCCGUGCAGCAUCGCUUCCGCAUGUGUCUGGACCCCCAGACGGGCAAACCCUGGGCAGGGUCGGCCGCCCUGUGCUUGGCAGAUGUGGAACAGGAGCAACUGUGCCCCGACCCUCACGCGUGCGAAGAUUUCUGCCUGUGGAGCGGCUGGAGUCCCUGGAGCCCGUGCCGUGAGCCCUGCAGCGGGGGCUUCCGUAUGCGGGGGCGCUCUGCCCACCACCCAGCAGGAUUGCAGCGCUGCCAGGGGCCACGGUCGCAGUCCGAGAGCUGCAACACGGCCGCUUGCCCAGGAGAGGAGUGUGAGGAUCGGGGCAAGGGGCAUGACCCAGUCUGUGCCAACGGCUGCCCCCGCAGCUGUACGGACCUCUGGGAGCAGGUGGAGUGUCUGCAAGGAGAAUGCAAGCCAGGCUGCCGGUGCCCGGAAGAGAAGCUCCUGCAGGAUGGUGUGUGUGUACCAAUCCCCGCAUGCCGCUGCGGACUCCCCGCUGCUGACAGCACCCUGGAGUACCUGCCUGGGCAGGCUGCCGAAUUGGGGUGUCACAACUGCACCUGUCUGAACGGCACCUUUGAGUGUCCGGAGCAGGAGUGCCCGUCCUAUGGAGAAUGGUCCCCUUGGAGCCCCUGUUCAGCCAGCUGCGGAGGGGGCAGUGCCCUCCGACACCGCCCCUGCCACGAGAGCCCUGGCGGAGUCCCCUGCGCAGCCAAGGCCAUGGAGGAAGUGGCCCCGUGCGACUCACAGCCCUGCCCUGGGGGCUGCCUGCUGAGCGAGUGGUCUGCAUGGAGCCCCUGCAGCGCCAGCUGUGGCAGAGGCGUGUCUGAGAGGAGCCGCCACUUGCUGUCCCCCCCAGGGGGGCCGUGUCCCGCCCCAAUCGUGCAGCAUCAGGCCUGCAACACGCACAACUGCACCCCAGAAUGCCCGGGGGUCCAAGUCUUCAGCAGCUGUGCCAACGGCUGCCCGCAAGCCUGCUCAGACUUGCGCCCGGAAACACAGUGCCUGCAGGAGGAAUGCCAGCCUGGCUGCUCCUGCCCCUCUGGCCAGGUGCUGCAGGAUGGGGUGUGUGUGCCUGCAGACGAGUGUCGCUGCUCGCUCGGCUUGGCAUUGGACUUGCCCUGGGCUGCCAACUUGUCCCAAGAGGAGCAGGCCAAGGAGUACCCCCCUGGCACCAUUAUUCAGCAUGAGUGCAACAGCUGCGUCUGCCAGGGAGGCACCUUCAACUGCAGCCAGGAGGCCUGUGAUGUGCCAUGCAUUUGGUCAGAAUGGUUUCCCUGGUCGCCAUGCUCUGUGACGUGUGGCACCGGUGAGCAGAUCUCCCGGCGGUACCCGCUCCAGCAGCGCCUCUUUGGAGGUGCAGAAUGCGAAGGCCCUGCCAUGCGCCAGAAGCCAUGUGCCCUCCCAGACUGUGCCUGCCCUGACGGAGAACUCUGGCUGCAGCUCGGCUCUGCAGGCCCUUGUGAGCGGAGCUGCUCCCAAAUCUAUGAGGACCCCCCGCAGAACUGCAGCCGGGGAGCAGAGGGAGGCUGCGUGUGCCAGCCUGGGCACUACCGGAAUGGCAGUGGGCGCUGUGUUGUGGCUGCGCACUGUGAGUGUGAGCACCGAGGCCAGGUGUACUUGGCCGGUGCGGAGUGGCGCGUCGACUGUGAAACUUGCCGCUGCCUGAACGGGAAGGCCGCAUGUGGGGCUGGCUGCCCCCCGCUCACCUGUCUUGAGGGAGAAGCAAAAGUACAGGAUCCCGGCAGCUGCUGCCCCAUCUGCAGAAAGGAGGUGUUCGAAGAGCCCCUGUCUUCAUGCCUGCGCUACACGGAGCUGCGCAACGUCACCAAGGGGCCCUGCUUCCUGGCAGAGGUGGAGGUGAGCUACUGCAGCGGGCGCUGCCCCUCCCACACCAACGUCAUCCCCGAGGAGCCCUACCUGCAGACCCUGUGCGAUUGCUGCAGCUACCGCCUGGACCCUGUCAGCCCGGUGCGCAUCCUGAACCUGCAGUGCCCGAGGGGCGAGACAGAGCCGGUGGUGCUGCCCAUCAUCCUCAGCUGUGAGUGCAGCAGCUGCCAAGGUGGUGAUUUCUCCAAGCGCUGAUGGACCCCCCCUGCC
Molecule: messenger RNA, 17259 nt
Organism: Euleptes europaea (tarantolino)
Lineage: Eukaryota; Metazoa; Chordata; Lepidosauria; Squamata; Sphaerodactylidae
Product: SCO-spondin-like
Exons: 112
Coding region: 1-17244 (5747 amino acids)
Cellular component (GO): extracellular matrix
Molecular function (GO): protein binding
Source: RefSeq, a predicted model, not a curated record